AUGGCAGUAGCAUUUAUCGUCAUCUACAUUAUAACAAUCUGCGGAUCCAUGAUCUACCUCGGUGCCAUGACAUACUUCAAACUAUCCGAAUAUCAAAUUGCCAGAAGUGACCGAAUGCUGAAAUUACAGAGGCAACUAUGGAUAGCACUUAUUGUUCAGACCGUCAACCCAAUUCUCUUCAUGUACCUCCCAAUCCUCAUUAUGUACAUCGUCCCAAUAUUCCGUAUCUCCUUUGGCCCCUAUGCCAACCUGAACAUGAUCGCCUUUGCUAUCUACCCACCACUCGACCAAAUUUUUAUAAUCUACAUAAUCAAGGAUUUCCGACAAUGCGUCAAAAAAAUCUUCUGCGAUGUUGUGCGUCGAACAAGGAAGGGACCAGUGAACAACAACAUCAAAAACAACCACACAGAUACAACUGGGCUCCACAAAUUGUGA
Molecule: messenger RNA, 435 nt
Organism: Caenorhabditis remanei
Lineage: Eukaryota; Metazoa; Nematoda; Chromadorea; Rhabditida; Rhabditidae
Exons: 4
Coding region: 1-435 (144 amino acids)
Biological process (GO): olfactory behavior; G protein-coupled receptor signaling pathway
Molecular function (GO): G protein-coupled olfactory receptor activity
Source: RefSeq, a predicted model, not a curated record